AUGCUCAUGGCAGCGUUGACGGGUGGAGUUCCAGAAGCUGUAGUCUGGCAUUUAGUGGGGGAAGGGGCCAAAAAGGGUCACGCCAAUCCAUGGAUACGUUUUUUGGCCUUUUGCCUUCUUCCGCUAGAAGAGAAAUUGCCUGCGCCAGGCGACAAGGCAGGCUGGACCCAUCAUAAUCAAGAAGUUUCCAAGAUGUGGAAAAAGCUUAGCAAAGAUGAGAAGGAUGUCUUUCAAGACCCUUACUUCUUUGCUUUGGCAAACUUACCCGACCUCUCAAAUGUGCCUGGUGGAGACAAUGACUUACCUGAUACUGAUGAUGGAGAUGAAACCCCCCUUCAGCUUCUUGAUCAAACGACUAACGCUCCGCAGGUACACAAACUGACUGACGAAGAGAAGCUUAAAUAUCAACCGUUAUUCAAUCGACUUGUUGAAAUUGACAAGCUCCAUGUAUGUCACGGCAAACCGUCUCCUUCAACAUCUGUAGCCACGAUCCAGAAAAAGUCAUUUGUGGAGCUUCGAAAAGCUCCUCAUGCUUUUGCUGUUAUAUAUCAGCAAUAUCAAGUUACUUACUAUCUAGCUGCAGUCAGUUGUGGAAGUACCGAAGGAUGGACACAGGUUUUUUUGAGUAACUCAAAUUUCGCCAAGUGGGCGCACGACAAUGUCAAGGUCCCGCAAACACUAUCCUCUUACAUCCACGGUCAAUCCGCUGCAAAAAUAGUCGAGGGUCCCAGCAAGCCUCAACAGCCAAGUGAUGAGCGUAAGAGUCGGCUAGGAAAACAGCUCAAUGGUCUAGUUGAUGCAAUUUUUCGAGGUCAUAAAUUUCCCAAGUGUGAAUUCCCUAAGAAGAAAUGA
Messenger RNA from Melampsora larici-populina 98AG31, 852 nucleotides. RefSeq lists its product as uncharacterized. Lineage: Eukaryota; Fungi; Basidiomycota; Pucciniomycetes; Pucciniales; Melampsoraceae. Bases 1 to 852 code for a protein of 283 amino acids. The transcript is spliced from 5 exons. The record is from RefSeq and is a predicted model, not a curated record.